AUGCCUUUUCAACAACUGAAAGCUUAUCUCAUUAUGAAAGUCCUGUGUUCACUCCUACCUGUCGCAGAGCAAUCGCUGCAAUUUUUCUUCUUGGCGAGGAGACUGUGCCGACUAUUACAGGACCUAAUUUUGCAAAGAUAUUCCCAUGCCCGUGUCCGUUGGAGAGGAUGGAUCCCCAUUGUGGCAUUCCCGUGGAGAGGUUGGAUCCCCAUUGCGGCCGGAGAGCCAAGAGAAAUUAAGACCCUCGAUUCUCAAAACCUAGAAUAUCAUUGCCCGCUCGACAACGGCAGACACUCCUUCGAAAUCACCAGUCAAGACCUGGGGGCACUCUCGGCGAUUCCGACGGAGCUCCUGUGGUCGAUCACCAAGCACCUGGAUAUCCCGUCUCUGACUGCAUUCCGCCGCGUCUCGAAGUACGCGAGAAAUGUCGUCGACGAAAGUUUUGAGUAUCAGUUCACUAUGAUACACGCACCGCAGAUUAUACGCGGUGCCUUGACGCUUGAAGCCAACAACUUCACUUUACAAGACGCCUAUGCCACACUCUUGAACGGAAGCUGCACGGAUUGCGGACUCCAGGGCGACUUCAUCUACAUGAUUACAUGCGAGCGAGUCUGCCUCAAAUGUAUGAUCGAGAAGCCCAGGUGGAGGCCGAUAACGGAUGAGCAUCUCCACAUAGUCUCGGUACCAGACGAGAUCAUCGAACGAAUGCCAUACGUGGCGGCCAAGCCAGGGAUAUACGGGACGCCGGAUGGCUAUUGUGGUCCGAUUUCGAAUGUCAGGGUGCUUCUGAACCAGUGGAGGCGCGAAGACUUUCACAUGCGACUCCGGGAUACGAAAAUUUGCGGCGAACCUUACUACAGUCGCCAAGUGCAGUAUGGGAGGUUGAGUGGGCUGGCCAUGCCGUUUCUGUUUCACGACACAUUGACCCAGUUAUCGGCAGAACAAGAAGGAUACUCAAAUUUCUGGACCAUCCAGGAGCCCAUUCCUGGCUGCGCAACUCUGUCCGGCGUGACUCGCGGGAGCUUUUAUGAUGAUGUUGUGGACAUCACUGGCAUACUUGGACAUUUCGACCAGGGGCUCAUCCGCAAAGACUUCUAG
Molecule: messenger RNA, 1098 nt
Organism: Diaporthe amygdali
Lineage: Eukaryota; Fungi; Ascomycota; Sordariomycetes; Diaporthales; Diaporthaceae
Exons: 5
Coding region: 1-1098 (365 amino acids)
Molecular function (GO): protein binding
Source: RefSeq, a predicted model, not a curated record